Hibiscus syriacus is the source of this 406-nucleotide messenger RNA. RefSeq lists its product as uncharacterized. Lineage: Eukaryota; Viridiplantae; Streptophyta; Magnoliopsida; Malvales; Malvaceae. The coding region runs from base 122 to 280 and encodes 52 amino acids. The transcript is spliced from 3 exons. Gene Ontology annotation, cellular component: Golgi apparatus. The record is from RefSeq and is a predicted model, not a curated record.
GAACAGAUCCAGAUUUUCCAGAUUAAGUAUCCCCAAAUCUUCUCAUGUCUGUUAGUUCCUUUCAUUUCAUCGCCCGGUGACCCAAAUCCUUAGCGAUUCGAACCAGAAAGCCCCCAAAAUAAUGCCCUUGAAAGCAAUGAUAGAGGUUGAACCACCGAGUCCAUUAAGAUAUAUCAUCGGAGCAGCUGUCAUGAUGAUCGGAGUCGUAUUGCCCGUCGGGUACAUGAUGUUCCGUAACAAACGCGUCCCUUCCUCUUCCUCGUAUUCCAAACAGACGUAGGAACAAAUUUUUAAUAUAGAGAUAUUUGUUGAAGAGACAUUUUUUCAUGCAAAAUUGGUAUUUUAAAUUUGAAGGACGAUGAGGGAAGUAUUGAAAGAAGGCCUUGAGUGACCUGCACAUACAAAA